AUGGGUAAUGACGACACCAAUGAUAAGAGUGGUAACAGUAGUAAUGCUUCUUCCUCCAAUUUCCACCCAGCUUUUGGUGUCAACAAUAUCAAGAACUCAAUACCUCUUAUUCUUGAUCGAGAGAAGGUCCAAUAUUCAAAUUGGGCUGAAUUAUUAGAGUGUCAUGCUCAUGCGUUUAAUGUUCUUGAUCACAUCGACCCUAAAACACCUAAGCCGUCGGAUAUAUCGGAGGACAUGUGGACAAGACUUGAUUCGGUCGUCAAAAACUGGAUCUAUGACAUCUCUUCGUAUUGUCGUGAGUUGAAGAACUUAAAGGAUCAACUAGCUAAUGUUGAUCAACCACUCUCGGAGCAAAACUUAGUAAUUCGCUUAACCUCGGGUCUCGUGAAUACUGAUUUUGAUACAGUUGCAGCCAUGAUUCAACAAACAGAGCCGCUGCCUUUGUUUGAAACUUCCCGAUCACGCCUCUUGCUUGAAGAAACACGACGUGCCAAUGAUAACACCGACUCACCGUCCUCCUUUGUGGCUCAAUCGACUAAUGGACCAUUUUCACCGUCCACCACCGCACCACCCCAGCAGUCUCAGGCACAACAAGUUGGCCGUGGUGGGUUGCUUAGUGGCCGAGGACGCGGCAGAGGGCAUGGCCGCGGCAAAGGCCGGGGCCGUGGUCAAGCAUAA
Molecule: messenger RNA, 678 nt
Organism: Chenopodium quinoa (quinoa)
Lineage: Eukaryota; Viridiplantae; Streptophyta; Magnoliopsida; Caryophyllales; Amaranthaceae
Exons: 2
Coding region: 1-678 (225 amino acids)
Source: RefSeq, a predicted model, not a curated record